AUGCCAAGCCGGUCGCCGUUUGCUGUUGACAUGGCGAGCGAGUCCAAGUCGCCCGAUCGUAACGAGGAAGUAGACCGCCCUACGAGCCCUGCGGCCUCCGAGAAAGACGCUCCGGAGCCAUUCCCAUCUUACAUCGAACCGCAUCAUUUUGACGCGGCGACCAUGGACGCCGAAGGACCAUUAGGGCUGGACAAUGUGCGCUAUCUCACGGCCAAAGACCGCCAAGCGCUCCUUGAAGGCGGACUCAAGCUUGAGAUUCUCAUUGGCGAUAAAUGGGUCUGUUCGAUGCCCUGGCGUCUCUUCCAAGCUCUGUCAACCAAGGCGACGGAAAUCAGCGAUUCUGAUCCCAAGGUCCGCCAACUGCGUCUUCCCGCUGGGCUUAGCAAGAUGCCUUUCUUGUAUAUCCUUGAAUGGCUGAAACAGAUCACGACCUCGAGUCACUUCUGCUUGCUGAAGCGGCGCAACGAUGCCUCCGAGGAUAUAUCCGUCUGUCGCGCCGCGCGUCUUUUAGGCAUGACGGAAUACGCACAACAUAUCUUCAAUCACUAUUGGUUUAAUUUCAACAACACCACGCCUAGUUUCGACGAUAUCAGCGCUGUUGAACAACUGGCGACAACAGAGGAGAAGAUUGGCUUGGUUGGUCAUGACGGAGCAGUGCUUCUGGACUGCAUUGUCAAGCGACUGGCAUACAUGGUGGUCAACAAAAAGGUACCCGACUCGACAGCCUUGGCCGAAUUCCUUCAAAAGCAUCCAAAGGUACUAGGCGGAAUUGCAGAGAUCGUGAACCCAACAACGACCGGCGGUAUCCAAGGGACUGGGCAGAACACUUCAACACUGCCGCCUUUCGGACGAAGUUCAAUGGCUCCACUAGACAAUACCGCAACAUCUCAGAACACUCGGCAUCUGAGUGGGCAGUUUGGUCAACAUCUCACGCAACCAUUGCCCAUGGCGCAUGCUGUCGGCCAAUCUCAGUCAUUCUUGCAGUCCAAUUCCACCGGUGUCAGCUCGAUACCUCUCAUGUUGAACAGUGCAGUCGAUGUAGGGUCUGCGUUUCGGGCAGUGAGCGGAAAUAUCGCUGCUUCACACUUGGAGGCUCGGCCUCUCAACGAACGUCUCAAGGGAACUCACGCGACCUACGCCCCUGAUUUGGCUUAUGGGAACCUAGCCAGUGGAUCCGCCUAUGUCUCCGCACAUGCAUUGUCAGACAUCAACCAGGCACACUACAACUUGAACAGUUGCUUGAAUAUGGGGCCUAACAACUCCGAUGCCAUCCCUGCAACCUUCGGCCGCCGAAACACGCUAUCGGGACAAUUUCGACCACCGUACCACAUGGUUCAAGAUGAUAUGCAGAAAAUUCAACCACUCCCGCAAAACACGAACAUUGGCGCUAUUGGAGAAGGGUUUGGUUCAGGUCCGCAGACGUCCGCACCUCACUUCGGAACCCAGCCGUUCCCGACCGCAUCAGAUUCUCCACUUCUUGCGGCGGCCAAGAAGAUGUUCCCCCAGCCGGAAAACAAAAAUGAGGCGUAUCUCUGGGCUUCUCAACAUGCUACUGCGCUGCUGGAGCAGAACACUCAUUUCCGCGAGGAGCGCUCUCGUGCUGCCGUCCAGCCGAAUUUCACGUUCACGAAGGAUACAUGGAGCCCGGGCCAUGCUCCUGUUCUCCAAGAGCUGCCUCGAGCCGAUGGGGCUGCCAUGGGACACCGGACGAAGCAGAGCUGGGGUGACAAGAAGAAUGCUUAA
Messenger RNA from Westerdykella ornata, 1743 nucleotides. RefSeq lists its product as uncharacterized. The record is from RefSeq and is a predicted model, not a curated record. The transcript has 2 exons. The coding region runs from base 1 to 1743 and encodes 580 amino acids. NCBI's taxonomy places the organism in Eukaryota, Fungi, Ascomycota, Dothideomycetes, Pleosporales, Sporormiaceae.